Messenger RNA from Danio rerio (zebrafish), 892 nucleotides. NCBI's taxonomy places the organism in Eukaryota, Metazoa, Chordata, Actinopteri, Cypriniformes, Danionidae. The record is from RefSeq and is a predicted model, not a curated record.
ACAGUGCUUUUACAUAAAACACACUCACUAUGAACAGACUGACUGAAAGAAUAACAAUCAUUGUGUUAUUUUCUGUAUAUUCAUUCUCUCUACUCAGGGGACUCAGAGACAAAAAAAAAGUUCAGAUUACAGAGAUUAGGAAUUGUCAAAAACACCUCAACAUUAUUGUUUCAUGCAGGGAUUUUCCCCCCAAGAACCAUUGGGAUGAAGGACGUGUUUUUGAGAGAUUUCAUUGGAAGACAGGAAAAUGAAAGGCAUGGAGGAGGGGGUUCUCAGCGCUGUCGGUGCAUAGGAAAACCUUAUAAAACAGUCAACCCUAGAUCCAUUCAGGCAGUUGAUGUGUUUCAACCAAGUCCAUCCUGCUCAAACAAAGAGAUUAUAUUGACGGUCGUGGAAGGGAGGGGAAAAACAAAAGGAAAGGGAAGCAGAAAGAGGUCAAAGGUGUGUUUGGAUCCUAACGGGAAACAAGGACAGAGGCUACUGAAGGGCAGAUGGGGGAAAAAGCAAAACCAAAGGAACAGAGGAAAAAAGGAGAAGAAUAAAGUUUGACCGAAGAGAUGUCAUGUGAUUUUUCCCUCCUCCGCGUGAUGUCACAACAUAUGAUUUUAAAGACAUUUACACUCAGAUGUGUUUCCCUUUCUUUUUAUGUUUUGUGAUCUUUAAACAUUUGUAUGAUUCAACUGUUGAGAUAUGGUAUAUGUAUAUGUAAUUGGUCUGACCUAUUGCCAAUGAAUGUUUUAUGUCAGUAAUCUUAAUUAAGAAAGCACUGUGUCCACAAUUACAACAUUUUUUACUAUUUUCACCAGUUCGUUUUUAUAGAAAGUAUUAUCCUAAUCCAUUAAUUGUGUGUAUGCUGUGCCCAUUAAAACAAUAAAUAUAGUUUUAUAAUUCC